GUCGUCGUCGUCGUCGUCGUCGUUCGCUCUCGUUCCACGUCACCGUCGCCGUCGCGGUGCUCGUUGUCGUGGUUACGCCUCGUGUAUAUCCGUCCGUCGUGUAUAUCCGAGACCCACCGGCAGUUCGCGUGGAUCGCGUCGUCGACGUCAGAGGGUUGGCGACCACCGAGCAGGGUUGGGCCACGGAACCUGCGGGAAAGCCUACAACAUAGCGCGCAACACAACCGGCAACUUCGGUAACAACCGAGUCCUGCGCGCGCGCGCGUGUGUGUGCGCGUGUGUGUGUGUGUGUGUGUGUGUGUGUAGGGGUGGAUUUCCGGGGUCGCGGUGAGAAGAGGGCUUUAGAGGGAGCUAUCGACCACACACGUAAGGCGGCGGCGGCAGCGCUCGCACACACCGGCGCACACGGAUACACAACAUCGCGGACCUGUUGUCCAACUUGUUGCUCGUCCCUGCGAAGGCACACCCGCCCAUCUCCGGAGUCGAAGGUGAGGAGACGAGUUUUGGAAAAAAGAAAGGAGCGAGAUCCUGGAGGACCUCCGGAAACGGCGGACGCGGGCCAGAGAGGAUCGAAGGGAAACGACGAGCAACUUUGGAUCAGUUUAAUACAAGUGUUUCUUCUCACUCGGAAUCUAUAUAUUGGAUCGUAUCUUUUGACGUAAGAAGACGCGUCGAGGGAGCUGGAAGAGACUCUUUCUUCAUCCUCGGGAAACGACGCGCGCUGAGUAAUUCAGAGGACCAACUCCUAUUCGCGUAUAUCGAAUGGGAAACUCAAAGUCCGUUUAUCGAACCUACGUAAAGGGAGCAACGCAGAGCCAACCCGGAACCAAUUGGCCGAGAAGAGCUCUCUCGAGACUUUGAUCAACGGAAUAAACGAAGAUUCGCCUUUUAAUCGCGUCGCAUUUUUCCUCGAAAGUCAAUACGAGGAGAAACGGGCCUCCUUCGUCGUCAGGAUGUCAACGUUCGCGUGCAAGCACGCGCGUCCCAGGGCAGCGACGUCAUCGGGAAUCGGCGAGACGACGAGAUAUCACCUGGAGCAGAAACCGGGCGAGUGAAACUCGAUUGUGAAGUUUGAUUCCCCUGGAGCGACGGAAACCCUCGGCGCACGACCGUUUCCGGCGACGCAUGCACUGCCGGAGGAAACGUGGGGUAACCAAGGGAGAGAGAAGGAGAGAUAUGGAUAGAACGAGCGUGUAGACACAUGAGGUCGUAGAUAGAAAUAGAGGGAGAGAGAGAGAGAGAGAGAGAGAAGGUGAUAAAGAAAGAGAGAAUGUAAAUCGUCCACCCGUGAAUAUAUACAACGAAAGCAAUACUACAAACAAGGUAAUCUCGAGGAACAAAGCAAAGGCAAGCCGCACACACCCGCUUCUCGCCACUUAUAUAAUCUCGCACCCCCAGUCGACUGAGAGAGAAACCGCAACAUCGCGCAUUUCAUCCCUUCUUUCCCCGGGACUCGAUCGGGAGCUCCUCUCAGCUUUGCUUCACUUGAGAGAUAUUUUAAUAUGAAUGUAUAUACACGCGUAUAAGAGACACCGUGAUCGUACGUACGCUCGCACACAUUCAUCCUUAUAUGAUUAUAUACAAAAACAUUAAUAUAAAUAUAAAUAUAAAUAUAAAUAUAUAUAUAUAUACAUUUACACAGGAGUCCUAUUGAAAAUAAUCGUGCAACGACGUCUAGGAUUAAAUAACGAUAUAUCGCCUGGUGAAUUAUUGAAGGAGGUCGCGCUUCUCGCUACAGGAAUUUCAAGAGUGUAAAAGGAACAAUCCGAUCAUGUCGCGUCUCGGGAUAUCCGAGAGGAAGCGCAUCGAUGGGACGGACAUUUGGAGCAUCGAUUGAGGGAUCGAUCGACGUCCAAACGUGGUGGAAGAUUGACGAAAGGAGGAAAAGCAGUGCGAUCUCUGGUGCGAGCGGGAGAACGCGAUACUUUGACGUUUGACACUUUGCAAAUCGCGUCAUCGGGAACGUAUAUAUACAUACAUUAUAUAUACUCGCAAUAAGGUAUACUCGAAGGACGAAGAAGAAACGACGAGGGAUACUCUAGAGAGAGAGAGAGAGAGGGUUGUUUGCUUAACGCGAUUGUUUGGUGAUCUUAGAACGAUACGCCGCGAUAUUAAUCCCGGUGAGAAGCGCGCGACGAUCAGAGAGGCCAAGAUGCCGCGUUGCUACAUGGUGAAGAAGGCCUUGUGCAACAAGUACAUAAGCAGCGUUGCCAGAGGAUUCGAGAGCUGGGGUCGCGGAAGGAGCACGCCAUCGCCAACCACCAUGCAGCUCCUCGUCUCACCCACCGAGGGGCACGUUGCACCCCCUGUUGCACAAGAGUGUCCCGACACGCAACCGAUGACUUCCGCCGUGCCCGAGGCUAAGUCCUUGAAGGAGGAAGUUUCGAGCGACGCGGGUAGUGCGUCCACGACGACAACGAUAGUAGCUUCGUCGUUAUUGUCAUCAUCAUCAUCAUCAUUAUCAUCAUCAUCGUCGUCGUCGUCGUCAGUCUCGGUCAUCUCCACGGACGCGAUAUCAACGACCGAGUGCUCGAUGACGAUGCGGAUGGAGACGACCACCGUCAUCACCGUGACGCCUUGCACCACGACGACGUCCCCGACGGUUCCGUCGCCGACGGCAUCGAUCGUCUCCGCCGUCGAGAAAACGACCGCGACGACGGCGCUGACGACGACGACGACGACGACGACGACGGCGACGACGACGAUGCCGGUCGUUCCAUCCUUACCUCCGCCGACCGUGGUGCGGCCGAACCCGGCACCUCGGUACGACCUGUACCUUCCAACGUCCACCGGGGACUCGUCGACGACGGCCUGCCACCUGGACGACGCUCCGGAGCACUCGAGGGCGACCAACGACUUCAGGAUACGACUCGCCCCGGCGUCCUGCGGAGUGCUUACACCCAGCAACGUCGUCUCGUCCAUGUUCAAGGAUCGCUCCGCGGCGGAGACGGAGGCGGCGCACGACCUCCUGGAGUUGUCGCGAUCCUUGCCGCCAUUGCCGCCGCCCAGUGUCGCGAUCGGUCCUCAGAGCGUGAUCGAGGCACCAGCGAGCGACGUCCAGGAGAUGACAGUCUACCAACCGGAGCAGUCGAUUUAUCAGGUGAACACGAUCGACCUGGCUGGCUCGACUCUCUACGGCCAACAUCAUCAUCAUCAUCAUCAUCAUCAUCAUCAGCAACAAACGCAGCAACAACCCGCUCCGGCCGCAGGCAUCAUCUAUGAACCCACUGCGACUAUCGUGCCACCCUCGGGCAGCGUCUUUAUACCUCUGUCGCCGGUCCAGGAGAUUCUGCUCACGUACAGCACGUCUACCAUACCGUGCACGUCAAUCGUCGCUCAGCAAUCGCAGCAUCAGCCGCCUCCGCCUCUGCUGCAGCAGCAACAGCAGCAGCAACCACAAUCGCAGCAGCAGCCGUUGCCACAGCAACAGAUAGAGGCGACGCCGCCCUUGACGCCACCGACCUCCGAGUGCAGCAGCGACAUCGAGAACAGCAACCCCAACUCGCAGCCGACGCAGAGGGACAAGGAGGUGCAGACCAUCACCGAGCAGGCGGAAGGGGUGAAGCCGGCUAGUUACACGUACGACACGUUGCUCGUCUCGGAUGGCAGGUCGAAGAACAAGAAGGCGCCUCCCGCGCAGAAGAACCAGGAGACCGAACCGAUCGAGACGCCCGAGACCUCCAAGACCGGUCGUUAUAUGUGCUGCGAGUGCGGCAAGCAAUACGCGACCUCGUCGAAUCUGUCGCGGCACAAGCAGACGCAUCGCAGCAUCGACUCGCAAUCGGCCAAGAAGUGCAUCCACUGCGGCAAGGCUUACGUCAGUAUGCCCGCCCUGGCGAUGCACGUGCUCACGCACAAGCUCACGCACAGCUGCGGCGUAUGCGGCAAGAUGUUCUCGCGACCCUGGCUGCUGCAGGGUCAUCUGCGAAGUCACACCGGGGAGAAGCCGUACGGGUGCGCCCACUGCGGCAAGGCGUUCGCCGAUCGCUCGAAUCUACGGGCGCACAUGCAGACCCACUCGUCUGAUAAGAACUACGAGUGCCCCAAGUGUCACAAGUCGUUCGCGCUCAAGUCUUACUUGAAUAAACACCUGGAAUCGGCGUGUCAACGCGAGAACGAGAGCGAAGGCAGCUGUGACGUCGACGCGCCGUCAUAAGACUGGGAUGUCGAGGACGCGACGAUCAGGACGUAGAAUGGACUAAUGACUUGCUGUCAACUGUCAAGAAGAGCUCCGCUCUUUUGUGCAUCAUAGAAGACGAUCAGACGUCGAAUCUCCGGUAACAUCCAAUUUCAACGGAUAUCUCUCGGUAAGCGCAAAGUAAUUCGAUUUACUCGUCGGCUUUAAACGUCGCGGAUGGGCGAAAAUCUCGGCGGCUGCUACUGGGAACGAGGACGAGAGGGUAAUUGACAUAUCGGCGUCCCUGGAUCUCGCGCUCGUCUCCUCCACUUCGCGGAGAGGAAAAGAAGUCUCUCUCUGAAUAUUUCACCAAGCGCUUCUCUUCUCGCGUGUUUCAGCGCCCGGUUCUAUUUUCGAGAUCGUUUUCCCGAUUCUCUCUCUCUCUCUUCCCUCGACGCCGGAAGAGGAGGAUAUAUAUAUAUUUGCGCGGAUAUUUCCAAAUUCCACCCUUUUUUCGCUAACGAGAAUCGAUGAAGUCGCUCAUUAAUUUUUCAUUCGUUGCCAACUACAUUUUCCACCUACGAUAAACUUCAAUUUCUUCAAAAUCUCUGUGCGUUGAUUUCUCCAAAGAAUUUUUUCCUGAAUGAAGUACUAACGUAUUAAAAAAAAAAAUAAAAAUAAAUGAAAUAAAGAUGAAAUCUCGCCGACCAUUGAGAUCUCGUUUUUCGAGAUACGGAGAGAAACUUCUUUUCCAUCAGUGCGAGAAGAUCUAUAUUUUGAUUCGCCAAGUUAUUUUUAGGCGAGUCUGCAGUCUUGUGAGGAUGCCUCGACAUAAAAAGAUAUUUCAAUAUUUCAUAAACGAUAUCAAUAUGUUUGGGCGUCCUCUCUUGCGAAGAUCGAUACGAUAGCAUCGCAGAUACACCAUCUCAUUUCGUGAAUUCGCAAGAACGACGAAUCGAGAUGCUCUCGUCGGAAUGAGCAGCGAUAAAGUCGAAAAUAGUGCAAUAAGUUUCUUAUGUAGUUUAAAGAAGCGCUUUUUUCAUCCAUCUUUGCUCGACGAUGAAGAUUCAUCGGUUGCUCUUUUUUGCUCCUUUCUCUUCCGAAACGAGAAAACUUUUAAUCUUCUCAAACGAAAAAUAUCUCUAUUUUAAUCUUAUUUUUUAAAAGAACGAUCUCAAAAGAUCCAAUUAAAAUUAGGUUCUUUCAAUCUGGCCAUGCGAAGGGGAUUAUCGAAAAUUGAAUGAUCGUUAUAAGGUAAUUUUUUCUAUUCUUUUUUUCGUAUAAAAGUAUCGUUGUAUAUAACGAUGCCACCUAAUGGAAGAUCGUUUGCGCAUUUAAUGAUGCACUCUUGCGCGAUUUUUGCCGGGAUCCUUAACGUAACGCACGCGCGGGUGCUCGUGGAAAGUUUUCAUCAACAUUUCACGUAAACUGGACCACCUGUUGAAUGCAGAAAUGACCAUUCGGUGGCAAAAGGGUCGGUCGUACUGCUACCCUGAAUUAUGGAACACAUCAUUUCCUCGGUUGUUAAAAGCGCGAGCAAUUGUAACGUUUCGUUUAAGUUUAUCGAUAUUUUUUUGCACAUCCGGGCGAGAAAAAGAUACAUCCCGGAUUUCCCUUCAAUCUAUCGGCGAUGUCAUUCAGAUAUUUCAAGUGAUUUUUAUAGGAUAUUGAAAUUACCCUUCUUUUAAAUUUUUAAUGCUCCACGUGACAAAGCGCGAUGAGAUUACUUUUUUAAGCGUUCUUUUCCUAUCACACAUAUUCCCAGAGAGUUCCUAUAAAAUAUGAUAUAUUAUCAAUUUUUUUAUUUUUUUUUUUUACAUAUC
Molecule: messenger RNA, 5940 nt
Organism: Nylanderia fulva
Lineage: Eukaryota; Metazoa; Arthropoda; Insecta; Hymenoptera; Formicidae
Biological process (GO): regulation of gene expression
Cellular component (GO): nucleus
Source: RefSeq, a predicted model, not a curated record